UAAAUGAUUUAGAUGAUGAAAAUGGAACGGACAGUGAUGAUGAACCACUACCAGAUCUAGAAGAUGUUCCUAAAGGUGAAGAACAACAAAAAAAGAAUGAAGAAGAAACAAAACCAACAUCAACAACUUAA
Messenger RNA from Didymodactylos carnosus, 131 nucleotides. NCBI's taxonomy places the organism in Eukaryota, Metazoa, Rotifera, Eurotatoria, Philodinida, Philodinidae. The record is from the annotation of a GenBank genome assembly.